Myotis brandtii (Brandt's bat) is the source of this 2038-nucleotide messenger RNA. RefSeq names its product polycystic kidney disease 2-like 2 (gene PKD2L2). The record is from RefSeq and is a predicted model, not a curated record. The transcript is spliced from 12 exons. Gene Ontology annotation, cellular component: membrane. Gene Ontology annotation, biological process: detection of mechanical stimulus. Gene Ontology annotation, molecular function: calcium channel activity; calcium ion binding. The annotation marks the transcript as partial. Lineage: Eukaryota; Metazoa; Chordata; Mammalia; Chiroptera; Vespertilionidae.
ACAAAAAAAUUCUUCUCCUUAGUGUCUUUUGGGAUGGUAAACCCACAUAUGUAUUACUUAAACAAAGUUAUGUCAUCUCUGUUUUUGGACACUUCUGUGCCUGGUGAUGAAAGGACCAACUUUAAGUCUAUUUGCAGCAUCCCUGAUUUUUGGAAGUUUAUGGAAGGACCCCUUUUGGAAGGUCUAUACUGGGACUCAUGGUACAGUAAUAGCCAGUUGUAUAAUUCAAAGAACAGCAGUCGCAUCUACUCUGAGAACAUACUCUUAGGAGUCCCCAGAGUCCGUCAACUAAAAGUCCGAAACAACACAUGCAAGGUCUAUUCAUCCCUUCAGUUUCUGAUGAGCGAUUGUUAUGCCAAAUACACUUCUGAAAAUGAAGACGUAUCUGAUUUUGGCCUUAAAGUUGAUACUGAAUGGAAGUAUUCUACUCCUAAUAGCAACUCCCCUUGGCACUGGGGAUUUGUUGGUGUUUACGGAAAUGGGGGAUAUAUUUUCACUUUAUCAAAAUCAAAAUCUGAAACCAAAAACAAGUUCAUUAAACUUCAACAGAACAACUGGAUCACAAGAGGGACUCGAGUUAUUUUUAUUGAUUUUACGUUAUACAAUGCUAAUGUAAACCUGUUUUGCAUCAUCAGGUUGGUGGCAGAAUUCCCUGCAACUGGAGGAAUACUUACUUCAUGGAAGUUUUAUUCAGUGAAACUCCUCAUCUAUGUUAGCUACUAUGAUUAUUUUAUUGCUUUCUGUGAAAUCACAUUUUUAAUUUUGUUUACUCUCUUCCUAAUACAAGAAGGCAAAAAAAUGAAAGAAUUUAAGUUUGCCUAUUUCAAACGUAUUUGGAACUGGCUAGAAUUACUACUUUUGGUGCUGUUUAAACGUACUGAAGAAUAUUCAGACUUCUAUUUGCUCGCACACUGGCGCAUUUUUUACAACAAUAUACUUGCUAUUAUCAUCUUUUUUGCAUGGAUAAAGAUAUUCAAAUUCAUAAGCUUUAAUAACACAAUGUCUCAGCUGUCAUCAACCUUGUCCUGCUGUAUCAAAGACAUAGUAGGAUUUGCCAUCAUGUUUUUUAUAAUACUCUUUGCUUAUGCCCAGUUAGGAUUUCUUGUUUUUGGAUCACAGGUUGACGACUUUUCUACUUUUCAAAAUUCCAUAUUUGCACAGUUUCGAAUUAUUCUGGGGGAUUUUAAUUUUGCUGCUAUUCAGCAAGAAAAUCGCAUCUUGGGACCCAUUUACUUCAUCACCUUCAUCUUUUUCAUAGUCUUUGUCCUAUUGAACAUGUUCUUGGCAAUAAUUAAUUAUACCUAUUCGGAAGUGCAAGAUGAUUAUUCAUUAGGCAGAAGACCAUAUUUUAAACUUGGUGAAAUGAUUAAGAAGAGUUACAACAAUGUGCUCCAAAAACUCAAACUAAAGAAACCUCAAGAGGCUGAAGACAAUAAAAGUAGGAAAAACAAAGAUUUGGCUGAACAAGCCAGAAGAAAAGGCUUUGACGAAAAUGAGAUUCAAAGUGCAGAGCAGAUGAAAAAAUGGAAAGAGAGGCUUGAGGAAAAGUAUUAUUCUACAGAAAUUCAAGAUGACUACCAGCCUGUCACUCAACAAGAAUUUAGAGACCUCUUUUUAUAUGCUUUGGAGCUGGAGAAAGAAUUACACUACAUCAGUUUAAAACUAAACCGAGUGAUGAGAAAGGUUUCAGCUCUAUCCUACUGAGACAAGUGGAGGUGAGAAUCUGUGAUGCAAUCAUUGUACAUUUCUAACAAAGAUUCAUUUCUGUAUUGAAUUAUUUCCUAAACUUGUCCCCAUUUCGGAUAUGCUUUAAAAGCACUAAACCACCUAUCAUCAAACUAUUGCCAGAGUCAAUGAUAAUCAUCAAAUGAUUUCUGGGACUUAAGUGCCCCUGGAUGGGACCGACUGUACAAUCAUGUAUAUUACAACAUGCCUCCAAAGUAUAUAUACACUGGUUCACACAGAGGACUUUAUAAUGUUAUUAAACUAGAGGCCCGGUGCACAAAAAUUUGUGCACUCGGGGGUGGGAGGUCCCCCA